UUUAUUUUUUUUUAUCUUAUCAGUUUCUCCCAUUUAAACCUGGUGCCUAAACAUGUACCGUAUACGGUACAGCUGGUACUUUGCAUUGGCACAUUGUACCCAGGGCGGUUCCGACUGUAUUUACAGUUACAUGAUGUCCUUUCGCAGUCCUGUGGCUGUGAGUGUGCGCUCACUAGUACUCCACACCCCUGUGUGCUCUCUAUCAGGCUCCUCACACUCCCCUCCCUCCCUGCCUGGAACAGAUGCAGCAUUGAGCAGCACGUGAGCUUCAUAUGACAGCGGCAGCAGCUGGUUCACUUGGCACUGGGCGUGCUGCUGUCACAGGGAGGGACACACCACCACUACCCCCCCACCAAUGAGCACACUACAUCCCCUCCCAUCCAUUUAACCAGAAGCUGGAGCUCAUAUCACCAUCAUAUCCAUGCAGCACAGCAGACACUGCUGGUACACCAAGACUCCUACAUCCUCCACCUGAGCUCCUUACCUGUGCCCAUAGGAAUACUGCAGGAGACAACAGUCUCUCUACUGUAUGGACUAUCUGUUCUCUUGUACACUUUUGUGGAUUUAACUUCUGUUGGCAUGGAGCGAAUCCCCAGUGCCCAGCCUCCCCCUACUUGUCUGGAAAGAUCUGCCUCCUUGUCUGGGAUGGAUUUUUCCCACAUGUAUCCCGUUUUCAAAACCAGGAAAGGGCUGAAGCGAUGUGAGGACGGCAAGGAAACUUACAAGCUCCCUCACCGACUUAUUGAAAAGAAAAGACGCGAUCGGAUUAAUGAAUGUAUAUCUCAACUCAAAGACCUGCUGCCGGAGCACCUCAAGCUUACCACUCUAGGACAUCUUGAAAAAGCUGUGGUGUUGGAACUGACCCUUAAACAUGUGCAGUCCUUAUCCAACCUGAUUGAGCAGCAACAACAGCAGAUCCUAACACUUCAGAAGGGUGGUUCUUCAUUGAACAGCAAAUCCUCAGGGGACGAGAUGUUUCGUUCAGGGUUCCAGUUGUGUGCAGAAGAAGCUCUACGAUUCGUCCAAGGAGGAGAGAAGCGUGAACUUGUAGCUCACCUUCAUCGUGUGGCCUCUGAUCUCAGCCACAGUCCCUCCAGAACUCCCAAACCGGAUGAAAAGCCCAGUCCUAAGGCUCAGGCCACCAACUGCGUCCCUGUGAUUCGCCGUGCUGCCCCCCUCCAAUCCGGAGAGCAGAGCGGCACCGACACGGACACUGACAGUGGGUACGGCGGAGAAGUGGAUAAGACUGAUUCCAAUCAGGAACAAGGGGGUGCAGCUAAGGAAGAUAACUCAAGAUCCCCGACCCUAGAUAGGGUCAUCAAGCAAGAACAAGAGGAAAUUCCAAAGAAGAGGCCUAGACUGGAGACUGCCGAUAGUGACCCUAGAUUCUACAGCAAUGACCUUCAUUCAGUGGGUUCUUACCCUAUGCAUCCACCCUUUUGUUUCCCAUUUUGUUUGAUACCCCCUACACCCUCUGCUUAUUUGCCAAUGCUGGAAAAAUGUUGGUACCCAGGAUCUAUGCCUAUGUUGUAUCCUGGCUUAUCUCAGUCUGGACUGCUGAGUCAAGAUAGCAACACACAAGUUCACUCCCCAGCAAUGCCAUCCAUGGACUCCUCUGCCUUACUACAAGCACUUAAACAGGUACCCAUAGUGGGUGCAGAUCCCAAAGACUGAGGAGGAAGGAAAAAAAAAAACACUUUGUAUUAUUAUGACAAUCAAUCAUUCAGGGGAUCCCCCAGUAUGAGACUCUGCGCGAGAAACUGGGGCCCACCAGUAUGAGACUGCGCGAGAAACUGGGGCCCACCAGUAUGAGACUCCGCAAGAGAAACUGGGGCCCACCAGUAUGAGACUCCACAAGAGAAACUGGGGCCCACCAGUAUGAGACAACAAGGUGGUAUCCACCUCUCUGUGAAGGGAACCCAUUGAGUGAACAUGGUAGUUCCUUAAGAUUGUCCACCAAGAGGAGAAAACAGUCUUGGAACCAAUGCUGCGGAAUUAUAAGAUGUGGAUAGGGGUAGCGAAGUCCAGCAAAUAUGGAGACCUUCCCCCUCUUAAGAAGUGGAGGCAGAGAACCCUUGUUGGUCUAAGUCUCCUUCGUUGGCAGCCUGGUAACUGAGGCCAGCUGGGCAUGGACUUGGACUGGAGCAGCUGCCCUUGCGUCACUUGCCCUACAGGAUAGGGUUCAAGGCUCCACUAAACAGCACUUUAUGUUAGUAUAUUAGAUCUGUUUCCCCUUCUGGACUUUUGCCUAGCUUCCAGAUUUAAGGGGAGAAUGUCAAGAAAAUAAAUAUUUUUGAGAAAAAAAUAAAACUUUAUUUGGUAAAUUUGUGGCCUCUAAUAUUCAAAGUGUACAAAAAAUAGACGGAAAGAUAUGUGUCUCGCCGGGUAGUGAUGGAC
This is a messenger RNA of Hyla sarda, 2397 nucleotides long. RefSeq names its product basic helix-loop-helix family member e40 (gene BHLHE40). Gene Ontology annotation, cellular component: nucleus. The transcript is spliced from 5 exons. Gene Ontology annotation, biological process: regulation of transcription by RNA polymerase II; regulation of neurogenesis; anterior/posterior pattern specification. Gene Ontology annotation, molecular function: protein dimerization activity; DNA-binding transcription factor activity, RNA polymerase II-specific; RNA polymerase II cis-regulatory region sequence-specific DNA binding. The record is from RefSeq and is a predicted model, not a curated record. Bases 580 to 1674 code for a protein of 364 amino acids. Lineage: Eukaryota; Metazoa; Chordata; Amphibia; Anura; Hylidae.